AAGGGGUUUGAGUGUGGAAAGGGGGGGGUUUAGUGCAUGGCUUGCAGGGAGCCGGGCGGUCGGGGCUGAGCGUGCAAUGGUUGCUAUGGGCGUGCAAGGGGGGGCGGUGAGCGUGUAAAGCAGCGAGUGAGUGUGCAAGGGGGUGGUGAGCGUGUAAAGCGGGUUGCACGCGUGUAAGGCAGCGAGUGGGCUUGUAUAGUGUAUAUAUAUAGAUAUAUAGAGAUGGGUGUGCAAAGGGCACGAUGAGCGUGCAAUGAGCGUGCAAGGGCUUGAGCCGGGGUUUAGAUGCGUGUGCAAGGCUUGCACGAGGCUCCUGUUGUUUGGGGGGGGGGUGUCGGGGCCUACAGGGUGUUUGAUCAGGUGCAGCGUUGAGCGUGCAAGUGGUUGAGCGUGCAAAGCUUUGCACAAGUGAGUGUGCAACGAGGCCUGCGCGUGCAAGGAGGCGCCGGGUUUAGUGUGAGCUGGCUCUUAAGGUGCAGGUUGGUUGCACUGAGUGUGAGCAGGCGUUGCACUAUUGGCUUUGCACUAUGGUAGGUGGGUGUGCAAGGAUUUAGGGCUGCGUGUGCAAGGCGUGCAAGGCUCGUCUUGCACUAGUGUUGAGUGUGCAAAGCUAUAAGGCUCAGGGGCUCUGAUAGAUGAUAGAAGUGAGUGUGCAAGGCCAUAGGGCUGAGUGUGCAAGGCACGAGGGCUCGCAGUGCUCUUGCACGAGGGGGUGUGAGUGUGCAAGGCCGCACGAGUGAGCGUGCAAAUCGCCUUGUUUGUGCAACGAGCCUCAUUGCACUGCAUUAACUCUUAGUGUGGGGUGUUGAGCGUGCAAGGCUCAAGUGUGCAAGGGUUGAGUGUGCAAAGGGUGAGUGUGCAACGGUUGAGUGUGCAAGGCCUGAGUGUGCAAGGUAUAACCGUGCCCCCCUUGCACACUCGCCCCCCAUAGACCCGGGUGUAUUUAACCCCCUCACACUCCAUUUACACACGUGCUCACACGCGUGUGCAAGGCCGGGUGUGUAAAGGGGGGGGUUGGGGGGGGGAUGUUGGUGGCACCAUGUGGGGACCCCAGCAAGGCCCGGCCUGGGCUCUGCGAGGGACUGUGGGGCCCAGCCAUGGGGCCAGGAUCAGCGUGGAGGGGAGCAGGACUGUGGCGGAUUACCACGGCGGCCGUUCGCGUCGUAAGAGCGUCCCCGGUGGCAAACAAUACAGCAUCAACAUGGACGCACCCACAGCGCCGCCAUUCAGGGCCUCGGUGAGACACAACACGCGUGUCGACACGCGUGUCGACAUGGUGACCCCGUCAUCAACAUACGUGUUGCCGUGGUUACCCCAUAAAGAACAUACGUGUUGUGGUUACCCCACCUUGAACACGCGUGUCGUCAUGGUUACCCCGUCAUCAACACGCCUGUUGCCAUGGUUCCCCCAUAAAGAACAUACGUGUUGUGCUUACCCCACCUUGAACACACGUGUCGUCAUGGGUACCCCAUCCUCAACACGCCUGUUGCCAUGGUUACCUCAUUCUGGUCAUAUAUGUUGUGGUUACCCCACCUUGAACACACCUGUUGCCAUGACGACCCCAUCAUCAACACGUGUGUCAGCAUGAUGACCCCACCCUGAACACGCGUGUCAUCAUGGUUACCCCAUCAUCAACACGCCUGUUGCCAUGACGACCCCAUAAAGAACAUACAUGUGUGGUUAUCCCAUCCUGAACACGCCUGUUGCCAUGACGACCCCAUCCUGAACACGCGUGUCGUCAUGGUUACCCCAUCAUCAACAUGCCUGUUGUCAUGGUUACCCCCUUCUGGUCAUAUAUGUUGUGGUUACCCAUCGUGAACACGCCUGUUGCCUUGACGACCCCAUCCUGAACAUGCGUGUCGUCAUGGGUACCCCAUCAUCAACACGCCUGUUGCCAUGGUUACCUCAUUCUGGUCAUACAUGUUGUGGUUACCCAUCCUGAACACGCUUGUUGCCAUGACGACCCCAUCAUGAACAUGCUUGUUGCUAUGGAUAUCCCCUCCUGAACACGCUUGUUGCCAUGGUUACCCCAUAAAGAACAUACAUGUGUGGUUAUCCCAUCAUGAA
This is a messenger RNA of Coturnix japonica (Japanese quail), 2067 nucleotides long. NCBI's taxonomy places the organism in Eukaryota, Metazoa, Chordata, Aves, Galliformes, Phasianidae. The record is from RefSeq and is a predicted model, not a curated record.